Messenger RNA from Lodderomyces elongisporus, 1125 nucleotides. It is a transcript of the gene PDR17, whose product is annotated as Pdr17p. The record is from RefSeq and is a predicted model, not a curated record. Gene Ontology annotation, molecular function: phosphatidylinositol transfer activity. The transcript has a single exon. The coding region runs from base 1 to 1125 and encodes 374 amino acids. NCBI's taxonomy places the organism in Eukaryota, Fungi, Ascomycota, Pichiomycetes, Serinales, Debaryomycetaceae.
AUGGUAUUGGGAUUUCUCAAACGGAAAGGAACUGGAAAUGUUGACUCUAGCGACUCAAGCCAAGUUUUUGACCAAGGGUCGCAAACUUCGAAUGCCACAACGGCAACCAGCACUGUACUGGAAAAAGUCCCUAAAUUAACAAAAAGAAAAACACCAUUUGAAAACCCUAUUAAUCCCAUAAAGCCACCAGAAUUUAAUCUAACUGCAGAGCAGCAAAAGCUUUAUGAUCAGUUGCUUGAGUAUUACCAAGAUUAUAUAACCAAGGAGAUCCCAAUUAACGACUCGCACAAUGCACCUAAACACCCGCUUACCGAAGACGAACUCGUAUGGCUAACAAAGGAAUGCUUUUUGAGAUAUUUACGUGCAAGCAAAUGGAAAUUGGAGACUGCAAAAACUAGAAUUCAUGAUACUCUAGUAUGGAGGCGAACUUUUGGCGUGGUUGAUAUUCCCAAUGUAACUGAUUCCAAAAAGCUCAUCACGGCUGACUUGGUGGCACCCGAAAAUGAAACUGGGAAACAGUUGAUUGUUGGCUAUGAUAAUGACAACCGACCAUGUCUUUAUUUGAGAAACGGGUACCAGAACACUUCUGGUGGGUUGAGACAGGUGCAACACUUGGUGUUUAUGCUUGAACGCGUAAUUCAGUAUAUGCCACCAGGUCAAGAUAGUCUUGCAUUGCUUAUUGAUUUUAAGGCAGCCCCGGCUGAAAUGAAACUAUCAUCCAAAUUUCCUUCGUUAUCUACAUCGCAGCAAUGUCUUCAUAUUUUGCAAAGUCAUUAUCCGGAAAGAUUAGGAAGAGGUCUUUUUACAAAUAUUCCAUUGAUUGGACAAGCAUUUUUUAAAUUGGUAGGGCCCUUUAUUGAUCCAUACACAAGACUGAAGACUAUAUAUGAUCAACCAUUUGCAAACUUUGUUCCCGCGGAGCAGUUGGACAAGGAGUUCCAAGGGUUGAUGGACUUUGAAUAUGACCAUGAAGUUUAUUGGCCAACAAUGAAUGAGAUUGCAGAAAAGAAGCACAAAUUGUAUAUGGAAAACUUUAGAAAAUACGGGUCAAGAAUUGGGUUGAGCGAAUAUGAUUUAAGACAGGAGCUGAAGGGGGCGGUGGAGGGUACAGAUGUCGCUGCUUGA